Medioppia subpectinata is the source of this 1047-nucleotide messenger RNA. The record is from the annotation of a GenBank genome assembly. NCBI's taxonomy places the organism in Eukaryota, Metazoa, Arthropoda, Arachnida, Sarcoptiformes, Oppiidae.
AUGGAUGAUUACGGUUGGGGAGACGUCGGCUUUCACGGCUCACAACAGGUGCGGACACCAAACAUAGACCUAUUGGCUGGAAGUGGUAUUAUUUUGAACAACUAUUAUGUGUCUCCAAUUUGCUCGCCGUCGAGAAGCGCUAUUCUUACGGGUUAUCAUCCCAUCCAUACGGGGGAACAGCACUCAAUCAUUGGCAAUGACAGUCCGUGGGGAACACCGCUACAAUACCGGCUACUCUCGCAACACGUCAAACAUCUCGGUUACGAGACACAUAUGCUGGGCAAAUGGCAUCAGGGCUUUUUUAAACGGCAAUAUACGCCAACGCAACGCGGAUUUGACACACAUUUUGGUUAUUGGACUGAUUUGGAGGGCUAUUAUAGUCGACAGGACGAGGGUGGGUUUGACUUUAGGCAAAAUGAGAAUAAGGCAAAUAUAACAGAAUAUGAGGGCAUAUAUUCGACCGACAUCUACACAAAGAAAGCCAUCGAUUUAAUUAACCGAAGGGGAAGUGCGGGAAACUCUACAAAACCCCUAUUUCUAUAUCUGGCCCAUCAGUCGGUGCACAGCCCUAAUCAGGCGCCGCAACCAUAUAUUGAUCAAUUCAAUGAUAUCGCAGAUAUUAAUCGACGCACAUUAGUGGCUAUGGUAUCGGUUUUAGACGACUCGGUGGGCAAUAUAUUUGCCGCACUCUUGAAGGCAAACAUAUUGGACAAUACGAUUGUUAUAUUCACGACAGAUAACGGGGCGCCCAUUAAUGACUUUGGAUCUAAUUGGCCUCUAAGAGGCGGAAAGACCACACUAUGGGAGGGCGGCAUUCGUGGCAAUGCUUUCAUAUGGAGUUCACGCCUAAAAAAGAGAUAUAUUAGCGACCAUUUAAUGCAUGCAAUCGAUUGGUUGCCAACAAUAUACACCGCGAUUGGGGGUAAAACACGAGACUUGGGACCCAUUGAUGGCAUCGAUAUGUGGGAUAUUCUUAACCAUAACUUAGAAAACCCACGAAAACAUUUAUUGCAUAAUAUAGACCCAAUUGAUAACAACUGGGCGCUC